AUGGCAUCACCGUGGCAUCCCGUCUCGCUCGACCACCUCGCACCCGAUGAUGAAAUGCAUCGCGCCAUGCCGCUCCGACCGCCCUCCGACACCCGCCCUCCUGUCAUGCUUGUCGCAGGGCGCGCCCAGUCGCCGCCCCCCUUGGUCAGCAGCAUCAGCGACGAGCUCCAGGUUACUGCCAGCCACCCCGCCAUCAGCAUCCGCAUCCGCAUCAGCAUCAGCAUCAGCAUCAACCUCAGCAUCAGCAUCAGCAAAGCCCCGACAUGGAAGCGACAUCAGCACUCGUCGGCAUCAUCCGCGGGAGCAGUCACGCCGCCAACGCCGCCGCCGCCGACACCGGGCUCCGGGUACGCUAGACGGGGCGGGACGCCAUCGCGACUGGACCCGUGGUCCCCAUGA
Purpureocillium lilacinum is the source of this 399-nucleotide messenger RNA. NCBI's taxonomy places the organism in Eukaryota, Fungi, Ascomycota, Sordariomycetes, Hypocreales, Ophiocordycipitaceae. The record is from RefSeq and is a predicted model, not a curated record.